Molecule: messenger RNA, 3580 nt
Organism: Anthonomus grandis grandis
Lineage: Eukaryota; Metazoa; Arthropoda; Insecta; Coleoptera; Curculionidae
Gene: Cep164
Product: myosin-11
Exons: 18
Coding region: 330-3506 (1058 amino acids)
Molecular function (GO): protein binding
Source: RefSeq, a predicted model, not a curated record
GUUUUCAGCUAAAAAUUAAUUUUUUUGGUUGCUAUAACCGCAUAACGUUAGCCGCCACACAGUCUAGUAAUAAGUAAAGUUCCGUGAUACGAACAUUAGACAUUAACCACCCUCAAUCCAGUUAAGGUUACCGCAGGUAGAUGUCACCACCCCCGUUAACCCCCAAUGUUCGAUUGGAUCAAAUCAAAAUAAAAUAACAAAAAAAAAUUGGAAAUUUGCAAAGAAAACGUAGUGAAGUGAUCUUGGCUGCAUUUUAUUAAAAACCGCUUCAUGGCUAAGGGUUAAGCUCAAUCAGCAUUCAACACUGAGCCGGCCUAAUAAAAAGAAUCAUGUCUAUAAUUUGUGAGGAGAUUUUUGAUGAGACUAGUCACCCUUCUUUAGAAGAAAUUAGGGACUAUGCGAUUAAAAUUGGUAUUGAUCCUGAUUCUGAGCCACAGCUUCUUCCACUUGCUACUGAGGGUUUAAUGAAAGCAUUGCCUGCAGGAUGGAAACCUUGCUAUGACGAUAAAACGAAAUCAUACUAUUACUACAAUCAAGUAAUCAAAAAGACGCAAUGGGAACAUCCCUUAGAUGAUGUGUACCGAGGUAUAGUUAAAAAAGUUAGAGCAGAAAGUCAGUCUUUAUCGCUAAAUGACCAGGCAGAAGACGCAACAUAUGCCAAAGAAGAUGAGUUGAAAAGUUAUGAAGAGAGUAUACACGUGACUAUUCCUCAAAAAUUGCAGCCAUUAUCUUUAGGUACAAAGAAAAAAGAUGUUAGACUUUCUCCUUUAAAACUAAGUCCCGCCCAUAGUCCAAAACAUGAAUCUAAAUUACUCAAACAGCGCUCUGAGGAUAUCCUUAUUGGAAGUAACAAAUUUCUUCACAAGUUUAGCAGUUUUGAUGAAGACAAUAGUAAAGAUAUUGGCAUGUUCGAUAAACACCCAAGGGCAUUGGAAAAAAUGGAACUUAAGGUCACAGGUGGUGGUGCAAUGUUUCUUAAAUCAAACACUAGAAAAGUCGAACCUAUUUCUAGUCCGGGCCAAAGAAGCGAAGGGCUAGAUUUGCCUAAAAGUAUUUUACGAGACCGUAGCAUUGAGCAUUCAAAAAGUAUGGACUUUGAUAAGGUUUCUCUGAAUGAUAAAUCUGACAAAGAUGACGAAGACAAAAAAAGUGUUCGUUUUAAUCUGGAUAAUAACACUACCGACGUAGGAAUCACCUUUUCUGACAAAAGCUCUAGUGAUGAAGAUCUAAAUAUUAGUGAUAAACAGCCAAAAGAUGAAAUGACAUUUGCAAAGAGCACACCCACCAAGAAUAGAUUUUCUGUGACAGCAGUAAUAGAAAAACCUACGCCAACCUUGAAGCUAAUUAAGUUACCGCCUGAAUUUGUUAAGCCUAAGCUGACCAUUAAUACAGGAUCUGACUCUGAUGAAGACACAAAGAGUUUAGAAAAAUUAGAACUAAAAACAUUGGAAGAUAUGUUCGAUAGUGAUAGUGACGAUAGGCCAGAUGUAAACGCCAAGGCGAAACUGGAAAGGAGAGCUGACAAAAAAAUUGCCGAUAUUAAACAGAGGUUAUGGGAAGAAAAAAAUGAAGAGCUGAUCAAUUUUAAAACUAAACUAGACGAAUCACAUAGAACCGAGUUAGAUAGGAUCUUGGAGGAUGAAAAAUCAAGGCAUGAAAAAACUACAAAGACUGAAUUAGAUAACCUUAAAGCCGAACUGGAAAAUAGGACCAAAGAGGAAAGACUGAAUAUUGAUAAGGAAGUUAAGAAGUUAACAGAAGACAUAGAAGAGAAGCUCAAAGAUGAGAAGCACACCAUAAUUAACCAUUUUGAGGCUAAGAAAGAAGAGUUAGAAAAAUAUUACGAGGAUAAACUUGUGGAAAUCGAAAAGGAUUUAGCAGAAAAAGUUGAAAAGCAAAAGGACGAGCUCAUUUUUAAUCAUAACGCAGAUGUCGAACAGCUGAAACAAAACCAUCUAAUUUUGAUCGAGGAACUUAAAAGAGAGUUCAAAGUUGAGGAGCAAAUACUUAAACAAGAACAUCAAAAAACAAUGACUGAACUAAGGCAGAAAUUGGAAGAGGAUUUGGAGCAAAUGAAGGGCAAACAACCGUGUGACGAGAAGCAAUUUGAAAAAUUGCGAUGCGAGAAGCGUUUGCUGGAAGACAAGUAUAGGUGCCUUAAGGAGAAAUAUAUAAGAUUAAAGACCGAAGUUAAAUUGUCAUUAGAAAAGAGACGAGGGAAAAAGGAUCAAACGAGUACCAAUACGACCAAUACUACAACAACGGACUCCACUGAGCAGACCAAUUCGAAUAAUAAAGAAAGGACCCCUUUAAAUUCGCCAUCGAGAAAAUUUGCUGAAAAGCCACCGACUCCUGGUCAGUCGGGUAAAAUUGAAUCAAAGCUGGCGAAAAUUCAAGACUUGGACACGUCUGUUAGUGAUAAUUGUUAUCAGAGCGAUGAAAAGGCCAACCAGAAUGACUCGUCCGAUAGCGUUAAUCCGGGAAGGAGUAGAAAAAAAUUAUUUUCCAGGCUUAAAAGCUCCUCAACUUCAAGAAUCAACUUAAACUCAAAGUCAAGAAAGAAUCAGCAAAGAUCGUGUUCUCCGGUCGAAAAUUUGCGAAAACAAUUACAAAAACUUGAAGACUUGGAGGAUCAGUUUCCUCAAAACUCACAGUGUGAUACAUAUCACUUGAGAUACCCAUUUUCUGACGGCCAAAAGUUCGAAGGUAGUUCCGAAUUAGAGUUUUUUCGCCACAGGAUUCAUCUAGAAAGAGAUUCGAUUAAAAGGGCAAAAGAAAGCCUAAGAAGCCAGAAAGCGCUUUUUCAACAGAGGCAAAAAGAACUUAAAUUAAAACAUGGUUCGAUGGCUAGACACACUUUACAGCAACUUUGUCAAGAAGAAAAGGAGUUGACUGAUAUGGAAGUAAACUUACACCGCACUAGAAGUCUUUUAGGGGAAAAAGUUAUAAGACUGCGUCAUUUAGAACAAUCGCUUCACAGGGCAAAUGCUCAAAACGACCAGAGUAAACUUGAUGAUGCUACCCUAAGCGACAUAUCUUCUCAUAGCGCAAGUUCUGGUAUCAGCUCAACCGAAUUUGCCGCAGCUGAGGGUGGUGCGUACAAGGCGAUAUCGAAGACUGACUUUCAGGAACCUUCAGAAAUUAUUCAAAGUUUGGAAAACCUAAAUUUGGAAAUUCGGGAGAUUUGGGAUGUUUUAAGGACUCAGCAUCACCAAACCAGUAUUGCUCAAGUAAUUCCUCCCUUGGUUUACCCCGAUCUGGGGUGGCCGGUUUUGGCAGGAACAGCCAGCGUUCCGGCGCCCCCUUCCAUCCCCACUUUGGCUGACAGACUGCACAACUAUAGACAGCAUGUUGCCCUGGCCAAUGCACAGAGUACCGUUGUUACACACGCCUCUCAGGGAGCGACAACAACUCUAAUUGAACGAACCAGAAAUCUAAGGCAUUGGCUUAGGCAAAACGGUACUGAGCCUAGUGUUGAAGGAAAUCCUUCGCAGACAAAUCUUUGAAAUGUUUCUUUAUAUGUUUUAAGUUAAGGCUACCAACAAAUAUUGAGAAUUAAAUAUGAGCUUGGUGCAGUUGA